AAUAUGAACAAGUCCUGCGCUUAUGUGCUUCUCUUUCAAGUCCUGCGCUUAUGUGCUUCUCUUUCAAGUCCUGCGUUUAUGUGACGUCAUUCGAAGGUGUUUUGUGUCUAUUAUGUUUGUUUUUCCGUUUCAUUUGUAAUCGGGAAACUAGGACAAUUAUUAUUCGGCGACGUGUAUCAGUGUCAGUUGGUUAAUACGUGUAUCAGAUGAGAGCUUUGAUUUUAACAUUCUUGGCCAUUGUGGCUGUGCAGCUUGUGGUAGCUCCUCCUGUAGAUCAGAAGAAAAAAGAUGAUGAAGAUAAAAAAGGAACCUCCGAAGAAUUGGAUGAUUUUGGACUAGAAUAUGGUCGAUACCUACAACAAGUGGUACAGGCUCUAGAAGAAGAUAAAGAAUUUGCCAAGAAACUGGAAAACGUCAGUGCAGAACAAAUUAAGAGUGGACAUAUAGCAAAAGAACUGGAAUUUGUGAAACAUAAUGUUCGCUCAAAAUUGGACGAGCUGAAGCGCAUGGAAGUGGACAGACUCCGUAAGCUCAUACGGGAACAGAUGGAGCGCACUGAAUUAGGUCUGUACCGUGAUGAAGAUGGUCAUCUCUUGAACUCACCAGAUGGUCGGCGCUGGAGAACUAUACCUAACCACAGAAGUGGUUUUGAAGGUGGUGUUGGUGAUGGGAAUUUCUGGUUAGGUUUAAACCGAAAAGGAGUUAAAAUACCAAAACAUUUAGAUAUAGAGAAUCCUCAUAGUUUUGAAAUAGAAGAUCUUAAAAAGCUUAUUCAAACGGCUACAAAGGAUUUGGAAGAAAUAGAUAGGCAACGACGAGAAGAAUUUAAAAAGUAUGAGUUAGAGAAAGAAGCCAAGUAUCGUGAAAGUUUGAGAAAUAUGACUGAGGAGCAAAGAAAAGAAACUGAGAAGCAUCAUCAAGAAAUGAUUCAAAAGCACAAAGAUCACCCUAAAGUGCAUCAUCCUGGUAGUAAGCCACAAUUAGAACAGGUUUGGGAGGAUCAAGAUCACAUGCCCAGGGAAGAAUUUAAUCCUAGAACUUUCUUUGCAAUGCAUGAUGUUAAUGGAGAUGGGCACUUAGAUGUAGAGGAGGUAGAAGCUAUUCUUCUGCCUGAGGUGAAGAAACUCUAUAACCCAAACAAUGAAGAAGAUGAUCCUGCGGAGAUGGAAGAGGAGUUUCAUCGCAUGCGGGAGCAUAUCUUUAAUGAGACAGAUAAGAAUAAAGAUGGUCUUAUCAGCUUAGAAGAAUUCUUAAAAAUGACUGAACAGCCAGAUUUCCCAAAUGAUGAAGGUUGGAGAGAUUUAGGUGAACAGGCUGUCUAUUCGGAAGCUGAACUCGAAGAAUAUAUGCGUCAAAGGCAAAUGCAAAUGCUUCAUCAACAGCAGUAUCCUCAGUAUUAUGGAGAUCAAAGAAUGUAUUAUGAUGUGGGAAAUGCCCAGCAAGGUUUACCUCCUCAAAUUAAUUACCAGGUUCCUCCUGGUGGAGUACCUCCUCAUCCUGGUUAUCCAUCUCAAAAAUUCCAACAGGAACAUCCUCAACAGCAAUUCCAACAAGGACAUCCUCAACUGCACUUCCAGCAAGGACAUCCACAACAGCAGUUUCAGCAAGGACAUCCUCAGCAGCAGUUUCAGCAAGGACAUCCUCAGCAGCAAUUUCAACAAGGUCAUCCCCAACAACAGUUUCAACAAGGUCAUCCCCAACAACAGUUUCAACAAGGCCAUUCCCAACAACAGUUUCAACAAGGGCAUCCUCAACAGCAAUUUCAACAAGGACACCCUGAGCCACAGUUUCAGCAAGGACAUCCUCCAAAUAUUCAGUACCAGAGUCCACCUCAACUUCAGCAAUUUCAGCAGGGUUACCCUCAGCAGCAACAGCGUUUGCCACCUCAACAAGAAAACCCUCAACAACCUUUGCAGCAAGCUCAAGUACAGCAAGAUGCACCACAGGAGCAAAAGGUUAAGCAGGCUGCUGGUGUUCUGCCACAACAAGCAGCUUCGGUUAAUAAAAAACCAUCUGAAAAAUCUAAUCUGAACCCUAACCAGAUUCCUAAUAGUGAUGCUAAACCUGUUGUGCCUCAAGAUGGUGCUGCUCAAGCUGCUGCCCAGCAAGUGCCACCAAAAAAUUAAUCCUGAAUGGAGCUCUACUUAGAAAGGUUAGACUAAGGGAAAAAAAGUUGCGAACAAAAUUUACUAAAAUUUAUUAUGUAAGAUUUUUUAUUCAGAGAAAAGUAUAGGAAAUUUUCCUAUAUUUAUAAAAUUUUCCAAUCGAAUAUUUUUCUAAUGUCAAAGCAUUGAGAGUAAUUUUUAUAGUAUAUGUUUUAAAAUUUCUCUGUCUUACCUGUAGGCAAGGAAUUCAUUAAGUUAUUAAUUAACGACUAGGCAGGGAUGGACAAACAUUUUUCAUCUUGCUAAUCCAAUCUUAGUAUAAACUGAAGGUGUAGGAAGUCAUUUGAUUCUUUGUACUAAAUGAAUGAAUUCAGUUUCAGAAUUUUCAUAAAAGGGCAAGUUGAAUGACAGUUUAUUGGUUUUUAAAAUGCAUAUAUUUUUAAAGGUAUCUUUUAGGAAUCAUUUAAAAUUAAAAGAAAAAUAAAAAUUCCCCACCCUCGUCUUUCCUUCCCCCCCCCAAAAAAAAUUAUGUUUUGGCAAGUUUUUUUAUUUUUGGAAUUUGUUUAAGAAAGGAUUCAUUUAAUACUUCCUUAAACAAAAAGUUAAAUUACCCAUUAUUUUAUUUUUAGGAUCCAGUACCAUCUUCAUAUAUUAAUUCAGUAAUUUAAGUAGGGGUUGAAAUUUGUUUUAUCAUAAAAUAAAGUUAAUAUUAUUUCUUAUCACUUGUAUUAUAUUUCAGAAUGCAGUAUUGUAUUUGAUCAGUUUUUGAAAAGCUUGUACAUCCCUGUUCUGAGUAUUAAUAUUCAUAUAUAACAAUAAAUUCUUGUUUCAUUAAAUUGUAUGCAAAAAGAGUGGUUUAUAUAGUGCAAUAAGAAUAAUGUUUUGUUUCAUUUGUUUUUGAAGCUUCUGCUUGUAUUGAUAUCCAGAAAAUUCUAAAAAUUUAUGGUCACCAAAUGCUUUUGUUGUAAGAGUUUCCUGUAUUUCAAUUUACAUUCCAACUUUUUGUAAAUAUUUUGAUAGUUGUAUAUUUUGUAUAUAUGCCAUAGUAAGAUAUAUACUAAAAACUAUAACUUUAUUGCUGUUUUAAAAUAUACUGCAAAUUCUCUUGGCUGCCUACUGGAGGUGUUUAAAAAUAUUUAUUUAUUUAAAAUCAUGUAAAAUAUUAUUCUUUUUCCCAACAAUUACUAAAUUAUGCUAAUUUUAAAAACAUAUAUGUAGACUUUAAAUUGAUUGGAUGUAUUUUUGCCAUACUACUUUUUUUUUUCCUCAGGGGAGGGGACUUACUUAAUAAAUACCUUAAAAUAAAACUACUUAAAAAUGUUUAAUUGUUUUUUGCAUAUUACUAAAACUUAAUUCUGAUGUUCGUAAUUCUAAUGUUCUGAAAGCUGCCUUUUUUUGUGUGAUUGGCUAACUUUUUUCUUUUUUCAUGUAUUCAGUAGCAUUAAUGUUUAAUUUCUGAUUGUUAAGAAAAUAAAAAUUUUAAAUAUUUUA
Molecule: messenger RNA, 3596 nt
Organism: Stegodyphus dumicola
Lineage: Eukaryota; Metazoa; Arthropoda; Arachnida; Araneae; Eresidae
Product: nucleobindin-1-like
Cellular component (GO): extracellular exosome; endoplasmic reticulum-Golgi intermediate compartment
Molecular function (GO): calcium ion binding
Source: RefSeq, a predicted model, not a curated record